Messenger RNA from Fukomys damarensis (Damara mole-rat), 4184 nucleotides. It is a transcript of the gene Kank4, whose product is annotated as KN motif and ankyrin repeat domains 4. Gene Ontology annotation, molecular function: protein binding. The coding region runs from base 925 to 3783 and encodes 952 amino acids. NCBI's taxonomy places the organism in Eukaryota, Metazoa, Chordata, Mammalia, Rodentia, Bathyergidae. The record is from RefSeq and is a predicted model, not a curated record. The transcript is spliced from 10 exons. Gene Ontology annotation, biological process: negative regulation of actin filament polymerization. Gene Ontology annotation, cellular component: cytoplasm; cytoskeleton.
UCUCUUCCUGCCACAGAGCAGUGAGCAGAGCCGCCAGUCCGGCUCUGGAAUUCUGGGGUCAUCGCUGUUGUCCGGCUCUGCCCUGUGCCGGCCUUGUAGAUCUGCGUCACUGAACCAUCGGAGGCACCCUGCAGUCCUGACACCCCGGGGGUGGUGGGAGGAGCGUGCUUCUAGCUGGGGCCUGCACCCCAAGGCUUCAGCCUCAAGCAGCAGCGGCUGGGCUGCAGGACAGGGCGGGUGCAGGGCUGGAGGUGGCAAGAAGCACCGUGGCUGUUUGGGUGUCUGUCGCUGUGUCCCGAGGGCGGCUCUGGGAAGUAACUUUCUAGCCUUGGAUGGGAGCAGCUUGCCCUCCCCGAAGGACCCAGGGGGACCAAUGCUGUGAAGGAGAGGCGGCUCCUUUCUGACCCUGCCCACCUGGUUUCUGAGCACGGAGGAAGCCAGUGAUUCUUUUCUAGCAAGGUCACGGAUCACCUGACCAAGUCCUCUUGCAGCCGGGCAGCAGACGCGGCUGGCUGGGUUGCAGUCUGCUCUGGCUCAGUGGGCGGGGACGCUUUCCGCCGGGCUGUGCAGCAGGACGCACCCCACCCCUGGGAAGCUAGCGCGGCCUCCCUGUGCUGCUGCUCUGCCCUCAGAUGCGGCUGGUGCAAUGCAGGCAGCGCGGACCCUCCAGGAAAGUGAGCCGAGUUUCGAGCUGAGUUGUCUCGCCGCUGUCAUCGGGAAGGGAGCUGCCAGGGGUGGGCGGGACUGGCCUGGGGGCAGAGCCUCAGCCCUCUGAGAGCGUCUCCCGCAUCCUGGCACAGGAGACGUCCUGCCUGGCUGGCCCGGCAGCUCGCUCUUCUACCUUGGCAGGAUCGACCAGAUUCUCCAGGAACCCUGCAGACGCAGCGUUUAAGUGUCUGAGAGACGAGAGCUCACGUCCCUGAGAUGGAGAAGACGGAGGCCCAGGACCAGCCUGUGCACGGGGGUGAGGAGAAGGACUCCCCGAAGGGCCACCCGUACUCGGUGGAGACGCCUUAUGGCUUCCACUUGGACCUCGACUUCCUCAAGUAUGUGGACGACAUUGAGAAGGGCAACACCAUCAGGAGGGUGCCGAUCCACAGGAGGGCCAAGCAGGCCCAGUUCAGCACUUUGCCCUGGAACUUCAGCCUCCCCCACGGCGGCGUGCGCCCCCAGGCUGCCCUAGUGCAGCAACACUGGUCCCCCAUGGUGCCCGGGAAGGUAUCCCUGGGGCCAAAGGUGCAGACCCAGCCCCUAGCCCCUCAGGGCCGCAACCCCCAGGCCUCGGCCGGGGGCAGCGAGCUGAGCCACCCCAGGAAGGCCCUGCUGGUCGACGCCGCUGGGAGGAGGGAGGAUGAAGCACCCGGCCUUGUCAGUGCCCGGCCCCAGCUCCUGCGGGCAUCCAGCGUGCCGGCCACCCUGCCAAGCAGCAGGGCUGUGGAGAGAUUUCCUGCACCCCCAGCACCUCCUCCACUCCAGGACAUAGGUGGCACCUGGGACAGCAGCUUCAGGCCUGCAGAGGGGCCUGCAGGUUCUUCCAGCACCAGCCCAGAAGCAUCAGCUGACCACACGGCUGAGGAGCUGGGGGGCCGGGUGCUGGGGGCCCCUGAGAAGGCCGAGCAUCCAGCUGGAGAGGUGCAGGCUCCAGAUCACCCGCCUCCCCCAGGCUCCUCUCCCUCCUUCCAGAGUGCUCCUGCCAUCCUGGAGGACAUGGGGGGUAAGGCCCAGACCCGGGGCACACAGGGGCUGUCCACGCCAGGCUCCUCCACCCCGAGCCCCGCACCUCUGCCGUCGCCGGCCCCCGAGAGUGAUCUCGCCCUUGUUGAAAUGGAGCUGAGCAUCAGUGAGCUCCCCCUCCCACCUCCUCCAGAGAUAGCUGUGCGGAGCACUGGUGUGCAGGUCACCGCGGAGGCCCUGGGCCCGGACAGAAGCCUGGGACAGCAGCUCUCAGUCCUGCAGGGUGAGCUGGCCAGCUGCACCGAGGAGCUGGCCGCAGCCAGGGCUGCCCUGGAAGCCAGGGAGCAGAGGGUCCGAGAGCUGGAGGGCACAGUGGCCCAGCUGGAGGGGAAACUCAGCCAGGAUGCCCAGGGCCACACACACGCCGCGGUGAGCACAGGGCCUCUGUGUGUGGAGACCUGCCACAGGGGUGUCGGCGACGCCUCCCUGAGCCCCGCAGACUCUGGCGGUCGGGGAGCCCUGGGGGAGGAGGGGAGCCUUCUCCGGGUGACCGACAGUGCCCCGCCGGGGGAGCAGCGCCCAGCCCAGCUGUCCCUGCCUCAGGGACCCGGGACCAGCCCCGUCUCGCCUGUGCACGGCUGCCUCUCCAUGGAGCUCAGGAUCGAGGAGUCGGCUGGCUCAGGGCAGGAGUGGGACGCAGGGCUGGCUGCGGAGGGCACCUCCGGCAGCGAUCGGGAGGCUGCACUGGUGGCUGGGGAGGAGGCCAGCCCCAAGCACCCAGGUGGGCCGCCCCGGUCCCCGUCCGAUGCUGCGUUGGGGCAGUAUGUGAGGAAGAUCCAGGAGCUGCUGCAGGAGCAGUGGAGCUGCCUGGAGCACGGCUACCCCGAGCUGGCCAGCGCCCUGCGGCAGCCAGCAUCCAGGCUCAGUAGCAUCCGCGGCCAGCUGCUCAGCUCGCUCAGCCUGCUGCUGUCGGCCUGCGCAGCCCAGGGCCCCCAGCAGGAGCCGGAAGGUCGCCCGGGCCCCUCCCCACCAGCCCCCGAGAUCUCCCCGCCGACCAGCCUUAAGUCCAUAAUGAAAAAGAAAGACUAUGGCUUCCGAGCAGGAGGUAAUGGGACCAAAAAGAACCUUCAGUUUGUUGGGGUUAACGGUGGCUACGAGACCACUUCCAGCGAGGAGACCAGCGGUGAGGACAGCUCCCCCGAGGACCUGUCUGACCGCGAGGCUGGGGAGGAGUGUGAUGACCCAGAGCGUGUGCAGGACAGGGACGCCCACGCUGGGCAGGGCCACCCUGAGCCCCCCCACAGCACCGGCUGGGAAGGUGGCCUUGGGGAGGGAGCUCCCCACACCAAGGCUGAGCCGGAGGGGUGCCAGCCCUCCGAGGAAUUCCUUUGUGCCUGCCAAGUGCUGAGCCAGCACCCACUGGAAGCCGGGGCCACCGACCCGCUCUGGAGGCAGAGCUUGAACACCAUCAGCCAAGAGUGGUUCCAUGUGUCCAGCCGGAAGUCGUCCAGCCCUGCCGUGGUGGCCGCCUACCUCCUCGAGGUGCAGACCCUCUCCCAGCACCUCCUGAAGCUGCUGGUCAACCUGGCAGACCGCAGCGGGAACACAGCGCUGCACUACAGCAUGUCCUACUCCAACUUCGCCAUCGUGAAGCUGCUGCUGGACACAGGCGUCUGUGCUGUGGACCACCAGAACAAAGCCGGCUACAGUGCCGUGAUGAUCACACCCCUGGCUUCCGCUGAGACCGACGAGGACAUGGCUGUGGUCUGGAGGCUCUUGCGGGAGGGAAACGUGAACAUCCAGGCCACACAGGGACAGCAGGAGCCUGACCUGGCGCAGCACCCCCCAGCGGCCACCGGGGGCGUAGCGAAGGACGCGGACUGGCUGGUUCCGAAUCUCUGCCCGCCCACAGCAGGUUGUGGCUGCUCUCUCCCCCGGACCGCCCUCGCCCAUCAUUGCCGCCCCAGUUUUCUCAGAGGCCGAGGGACUCGUCCCAGCCACCAGGGGCUUCACAGCUGUGGCUGCCCCCUCUGCGGUGCAGGGCUGCCCAUCAGGGAGGAGAGGGAGAAGCUCCUUGCUGUCUUGUUCUCCCCAGGUCAUUGGCUUUGAUAACAGCUGGGAGAGGCGUCUGGGGGAGGCUUGUGGUUGGUUAGUCUAUCAACAACCAUUACCUAGGAGCUGAGAAAACGCACCAAAAAGGGAGCAGGCUUGUCUGGAAAGAUAUGUGUUCCAGAAAAAUGGGGAGCCAGGGUAUCUGCUAAUGCACCCCGCGAACUGAGCAUCUGUUGAACACUCCCUUUAGCCCUUAGCAGCGCCACUUUGGGAAGCUGAGACGGGAUUCCAAGUUUGCGGGCAGCCCAGGCAAUUCAGCCGCUUACAAGACCUCGUCUCAAAUCAAAAACAUAAAAAGAGUGAAAAAAGCUGGUGUAGCUAGGUCCCCGCUGCCGAGGGCCAGGCCGUGGAAAGGGAGGCCGGGCUGCCCUGUCCCUGUCUGCUGUGCUGGGCCGGGC